UUUUGAUAAGAGAAUGAAUAAACACUUAUUUGCACCGCGUAUUUAUCGUUUUAAUUUCUUUGGUACAGAUAUUAUAGAUGCACUGUAAUGUGUUGGAAUUUUUACGUAGAAAAUACCGGUUCCCCGUAAUUCGGCUCUAUUGGAGGUUCGUGUGACAAAGUUUCCAGCGAAACGUGGCCCGGUUUCCGGCAGUUCGGGACCGUCGAAAUUCCCGAUAGAGGAGAAGAGAAGCGCCGUAACGAAGAGAAAGAAGAAACUGCAACGGGGAGUCUGCCGUCUGGCCGACACAGGCCGCUCCAGCAGGCGAGCAAGUGCCAGUUGCUCGGCAGCAGUUGCCACGGCUGGACAUACGUCUCGCGUCCUUUCGUGGCGGAGCCCUCUUCUUUGCAUGAAGCUACCCCCGUUGGACCCGUCGCGGUUCGAAAAAGGGAAUCGUUUGGUCCUCGGUAAACGGCGCGGCGGCGGCCGGGAACGUAACAAAGUGGCAACGCGGUAUCGCGAACAGAGCAGCGCAAACGGAGGACAAGAGAAAUCAUGAAAAGGAGGAUGCCAUGUGUCAGGAACAGUGAGUGCGUGUGAGUGUCGUGCGUGUUCGUGCGUGUCGGACCAGCGGCUUCGGUCCUUCGACCCUCGAGGACGUACCACCACCAGCCGAGGACACGAUGUUGAUCCCGAUGAUCCGUGCAGCCGUCCUCCUAUCAGUCUUCGUUUAUCUCGAUGCUGCCGCCAACACCGUUACCAUGGCAAAGGAGGAGUGCAGAAAAAGGAUAGCCGAGUGCACGAUGAGUGACGGCGCAAGCACACCGGUAUGUGGGAGCGACGGUGUUACGUAUUCGAGUCAGUGUCAGGUCAUCUCGAAGCAGUGUCAAGGCAUGUCUAUUCUUAUCAAACACACUGGCCCUUGUCCAGAGACACCUGCGUGUUUCUCCGCAAGACUGACCGCCAGGACGGGCGCGCGACCAGUCUGUCGUUCCGAUGGCACUUACGCGCCGGUGCAAUGUCACGAGGAAACCGGGUACUGUUGGUGCGUGACACCGCAGGGUAGACCGCUGCCCGACACCUCGGUAAGACACCAAAGACCAAGAUGUUUGAAACCUGGUCCCAGAUCUGCUGCUUCCACCAGGAGCGGCCAAAGGAGGCGCUCGCCGAACUGGAAGCAGCGAAGGCAGUACAGCAGUAAGCAUAGGAACACCUGCGAUCGCGCGGAGAAGUCGAAAUUUAACGGGAACCUAAUCGAGAAUUUCAAGAUCGAGUACAGGCGGACCAAUAUCUCCACCGACGGUGACAAAAAUGUGGAACGCGUGUUGUCGUGGAAAUUCGUCACCCUGGACAAGAACGGUGACGGGUACCUGGACAGGACGGAGUACAAGGAACUCCGGAGGCUCGCGAAGAAGGCGGUAAGGCCGAAGAAAUGUGCCCGUACGUUCGCCCGCACGUGCGACCUAAAUCGGGAUUUGAAACUCUCCAGGCAAGAAUGGGGUGCCUGCCUUGCGAACGACUUCACUCUACGUUUGUUCUUGUCGCUGAACCCCGCAGACGAGCGCCCCGAGGUCCCUGAGGCCCAGAGGACCCGGGCCACGGACCAAGUAUUGAAAGGGAAUCCCGCACCUGUACAUUCUCGACCAACGUUCACCGAUGAUCCAACGGACACUAAAGAAGAUAGCGAUGCGAACGAUUGUUUAACGGAUAGACGAUCCGUAUUAGAGGACGAGAGGCAACAUUCUCAAGAGAAAUUCUAUGUACCUGAAUGUACUCCUGAUGGAAGGUAUCACCGAGUGCAAUGUUACUCUGGUUACUGUUGGUGCGUCUACCAAGAUACUGGCAAACCGAUUCCUGGAACAUCUUCGAAAGACCGCACUCCAAAUUGUAAUCCAGUACCUACUCCUAGCAGACCCAUGAAGGGUUGUCCCGAGCAAAAGAAACAACUGUUUCUGCGCGAUUUAAUGGAUUUAAUGCAAAAGAAGAUGAAGGCUUCCAGUACAAAUUCAGAGGAAACGACAGCUAAGUGGCAAGCUUCUAAAGAGGAACAAAUAGCGACUUGGCACUUUGUUAUGCUCGAUAAGAACAAGAAUAAGGUUUUGGAAAGAAAGGAGUGGAAAAGUUUCCGUACCAUGGUAGCGAGCAAUAGGCAACUUCAGAGAUGCGGCAAGAGACUGCCCAGAUAUUGUGAUAUCAACAACGACAGGAGAAUCAGCAUGACAGAGUGGCUUAGUUGUUUAAAUGCCCAACGACCCACGCCAUCUGACAGCACGGAGAAAGUGUCCACGAGUAAACCGAAGAGAAUGGGUCCGAAUCCGUUGGAUCAGCUUCUUAAAAACGACGACGACUAGGAAUAUAUGUGAUAUAAUAACGUGUGUUUGUCAUUUCAUAUGUCAAAGUGAUCAUUCAUUUAAUACGCUCAUCGUAACACGAGCAAUGGAACUUUCGAGAGAAAGCCAGUUACUGUUAACAGAAUUUUAUUUGUAUUUUUAUAUCCGGUGAUAAAUACCACUGUCACGUCAUUUAUUUUAACAUAGAUCAUAUUUAUCUGUACCUCACAGAUUGAUAAUUCGAUAGUGUAUUUUAGCAUAAUAACGAUAUAGUUUUAAGGAUAAAAGUAACAAAGUAUUACGGGCAUACGAUCGUGUAUAUAUUGAAUAUUCUUCUCCUCGGUGCUACGCGCGACGCUGCUUUCUCAUGACUACGAUAAUACGAACACGGAAUUAAGUGAACGAUGGCCGAACGCUAAUUUAACUCGCUAAUAUCACACUGUUUUGUUGCAUGAACGUUACUCAAAAAAUUUGUUUAGGCUCGCACAUGUUUUAAGAUUUCUUUCGCAAUUAUUAACACUAUCGAUCCGAAGACAAUUGUACAAUUGAAAAUUUGUUUAUUGAAAUAAAUCUUGUUUUUGACAUGACACAUCCGUCGAACUCGUUCGCAAAAUAACAGUCGAUACAGUUUCGAAUGUAUUUUAUAAGUAACUUUUCUGUUUUAUUCGACGCUCACAAACUCACAGCAACGUCCAUUUCUUCCUUAGCUUUGUAAUAGUUGAGAGUGUAUUAAUAUUACGAAUUUAGUGGAUAAAGCAAAAAAUGAUAAGAUUUGUGUAAAACAUAAUACACAAAUGGAAGAAAUUGAGCAAACCACAUUUCUGGAAAUGUAACGUACAAAUAAGGAGACUGCUUUAAAGUAUAUGUAUAUGUGUGUAUAUAUGUACGUUUGUAUGUAUGUAUGUAUGUAUACAGUGAUUGGAAAUUGACUGCCCCACCAGUUCUUGGAACUGACUUCCCGCUAAUGUUUGUUUUUAAAUCUAUUGUGAGAUAUCAACGUGCCUUUCAUCACUCACACUUUCUGAAAAAAAGAGAUGGGAUACCUUGGAAGAUCUGCCUCCCUUUGACUUUGGCCAGUUUCGGUUAUAUACAUAUAAAAUCUUGCACCUUAUUCCCAGAAUUAUAUAUAUAUACACACACGCACAGAUAAGAAUAUAUACAGGG
Colletes gigas is the source of this 3473-nucleotide messenger RNA. It is a transcript of the gene magu, whose product is annotated as SPARC-related modular calcium-binding protein 2. Gene Ontology annotation, cellular component: basement membrane. The record is from RefSeq and is a predicted model, not a curated record. Lineage: Eukaryota; Metazoa; Arthropoda; Insecta; Hymenoptera; Colletidae. The transcript is spliced from 10 exons. The coding region runs from base 663 to 2330 and encodes 555 amino acids. Gene Ontology annotation, molecular function: extracellular matrix binding; calcium ion binding; heparin binding. Gene Ontology annotation, biological process: extracellular matrix organization.